AUGCCGGAACUGGCUUCAGAUUUAUCUACCACUUCCUUGUCACAGACCAACUCAACUUGGAACACAUUAUACUCAUACGACGAUGGAUUGAUAUAUUUACAUUUGCGAAAUAAUGAUCUAUUGAAAUUUUCGUUUCACUUGGAUGGGUCAUUGAACAGUACAGAGAAUCUCGAGAACUUGCAAGAGGUGACACCAUUGACAUCGCCGCCUCCAAACACAAAGUUGUUUUUAUUAAAUAAUAACUUAUAUGGACUCACCAGCAAAAACCUGUCACAGAGUCUGAGUCUGAGUCUGAGUCUGAGUCUGGAUAUACACGAGAAUGAGGAUAAGGAUAUUUGUGGAGAUGGGCAGUUGGACCUUGUCAAAUACGAAAAUGAUGAGUGGACUAACGAAUGGUCAUCUAUGAACUAUACAAAUAUUGAUGACUCGUCUUUUUAUCAAGAUUCAACCAUCUUAACUGACUAUACUGCGAAAGACACAGUAUUCAUAUAUGGAGGUCUCUGUUCAUCAACCGGACUGAUAUCGAACCGACUAAUUUCGCUAAAUAUCACCAAUGGCUCGUUCUAUAAUGUCACCACAUCGACAAAGCCACAAGCCUUUUAUGGAGCCUCCAAUCUUGCAGCACCAAAUGUACAGAACCAAUUAAUAUUUGGAGGAAAUCUGAAUAAAGGCUGGCUCGAUAUGAACCAAUUGGCAACAUGGAAUUUUGCUUCUGGGUGGUCAUUUAAACUAAUUACAAAGCUGGCGCUGUCCAGUAAAGAACUGACGAUUAAUUCAAGAAUCAACGCUUUAACAUUGCCACUUUUUAAGCCCCUACUGACAGGAUUAUCUAUAACGAGCGACUUCACUAUAGAUGAGGUAUUGAUGAUUGGGGGGACGAUGAACGAGAAGGCGAGUACACCAACGUAUGCAAAACUAAAUAUGGUGACAAAUGAUGUAUAUUGGAAUACAACUGGUAUGGACAACGAAAACACAUUAAAUUUAAGCCAGGUGCUAGGAGCAGCAACUGUGUUUUCGACAUUAAUUGUUAUAAAUUCAACAUCGAUUGCUUUAGGAGAAAGUGAUAUAAAGUCAAGAAGAGAUAGUGAUUCUCUGCAGCAAUACCAGAUCAAUUUGUAUGAUGUCGAUACUUUGAAAAGUGUAGACAAUUUAAAGGACCAUAUUGAAAGUUUAUUCUCAAGCAAGUCUAGUUAUUCGACUUCAAAAAGGAAUGCCAUAAUAUUAGGCACAAUUCUACCCAUAUCCAGUAUCAUUAUUAUUGCCGUUGUAGUAUAUUACUUUUAUAUGAAAAAAAGAAGAAAAGGAGGAAACAGAUACGAAAAGGAUGAGCUAGCUUCACAGUACUACGAUAACAAUAACGAACUUGAUUACAGCUUUGAUUAUCUUCCACACCAACCACCAAUGUCCCACAUUCAACCACCUUACAUCAAUAAUGACCACAGUGAUUCUGCUUCAACACUUAGUGGAGCGACCUCGAUUACUUCAUGGAUGAGGAAAAGGCAGGAUUUUGAAAAACAAAGAAUACGAGCCAGUUUUCUUGCAUCUAAUGACACGCUAAACAUUGUAGAUGACGAGUCAGGGGAGACUACAUUUGAAAGAAUGACAAUGGAUGGAGACUAUGACCGAUACGAUAUUACGCAGAAAGAAAAACAUCAAAGAGGGGCACAAAGAGCAGCAGGCGAUUCUUCUAAUGAUCCUGCUGUUGCUGCUGCUGCUACUGCUGCUGAAAAAGAAGAAGAAGAAGAAGAUGAUGAGCAAAAUGAGGAGCAAUACGGUGAAGACAAUGAAGAUGCAACAGAAGAAGAUUUGGGAUACCAUUCGAGAUUUAGCCCGUCUCGUAAUGCUUACUCGGAGAGUCCCUUGUUGCACAAAUCAAUAAGAAAUUUGAGGAAGAAAUAUAGCUUUACGAAAACACCACCGACAAGUCCAUGUUCAGAAGCAAGACCUAAACAUCCUGUGAAAUACAGGUCAUUGAGAACUACUAAACUGGAACACUUGUUUCCAAAUGAUGCAAUUGACGGUCCCCAAGUGUCUAAUAAGGUUACGCGACCUGGAACACUUCAUGAAUGUGGAUCUGACGUCACUUCUUUGGAUGAUAAAUUUGAUGUUCAAGUUUUGGUAAGUAGCAAAAGAAGGUCAAUAUUGAGGAUAGUCAACCCAGAUGAUAAUGACGAAGAUAAGGAGGUGGAAGAAGAACAAGAAGAAGAAGAGAAGGAAAAAGAAAUAUACAAUGAGGAUUAUAGCAACAAAUACGACUGUGAUUACCCAGAUAAACAAAAAGAGGAAACUGGAGAUGGCAAAGCUCCAACACAUAUGGAACUAGCUGAUUUAUGCGAUGUAAUGUUCAACAACGACCUGGGGAGUGGUGCAAGAGAUUCUCCAAGGCACCAACAGUUGCGACAACGAAUUCCAUCCGGCGAAAAAGAUAAAGACGAUGAAGAAGAUGAUUGA
Lodderomyces elongisporus is the source of this 2451-nucleotide messenger RNA. RefSeq lists its product as uncharacterized. Lineage: Eukaryota; Fungi; Ascomycota; Pichiomycetes; Serinales; Debaryomycetaceae. Gene Ontology annotation, molecular function: protein binding. The record is from RefSeq and is a predicted model, not a curated record. The transcript has a single exon. Bases 1 to 2451 code for a protein of 816 amino acids.